Molecule: messenger RNA, 1080 nt
Organism: Endocarpon pusillum Z07020
Lineage: Eukaryota; Fungi; Ascomycota; Eurotiomycetes; Verrucariales; Verrucariaceae
Exons: 5
Coding region: 1-1080 (359 amino acids)
Molecular function (GO): FAD binding
Source: RefSeq, a predicted model, not a curated record
AUGCUACCUUUGGAGCUCGACAACGAGACUGGAAUUUUGGCAUAUAUUGGGCACAGAAUUCAGAGCUGCUUGCCGAAGGAGCUCUUUGACCAGCUUCUGGACAUCCAAGUGGACUCCUUGCCCCCGGGCCCAGACGACGUCUUACCAAUUUUUAAUGGAGAGAGCGGAGAUCUCAUCAACGCAAUGCCUACACCAUACGCUCUUCGUCUACCGAGAAGCAAGCUUCAGAAGCUAUUAACAACUGGAAUAGAAAUUCAUUAUAGCAAACGGAUCCGAGAGAUCGAAAGCAACAGGAACUCUGCAACAGCGACGUUUGAAGACGGUUCCAAAGAGACGGCAAACUUGAUUAUCGGUGCCGACGGGGCACGAUCCAUGGUUCGACAGGUCCUUCUCGGACCACAGAAAGCAGCACUGCAGAUGUCGCCACUGCUGGCUAGCACGUGCCUCGCAAAACUUCCAGUUGAAUCCGCUCGAUUGCUUGCAGAGAAGCAUCCUCGGCUUAAUCUUACCAUUCACCCUGCCAGGACCAUCCUUUGGAUCUGUGUGCACGCCAAAUAUAAUGACACCAAGCCUGGCGAUGGCGUAUACACGUUCAUAAUGUCCUGGGUCUCAGAUCGAGACCCGAAAGAGCUCCAAGGUGCAGCAAUCCUAUCUGACAUGAAGGAACGUGCUACCCAAUUCGCACACCCCUUCAAGCAGAUUGUACUAUCAAUCCCCGAUGAUACGGUCUGCUCCCACAACAGGCUCUCGUAUUGGCCUACGGAGCCAUGGGACAACAGAAACGGCACAGUAACACUUGCGGGGGACGCUGCGCAUCCAAUGACAUUUCACCGUGGCCAAGGCCUCAACAACGCCAUCGACGACGCCGCACAGCUCGUACAACAACUCCAGGGCCUGACCGACCGAACCUCCCACCAGGAAAUCACAGCAGCCAUCAACAGGUACGACGAAGAGGUCCAGCAACGAGGCAGAGAAGCUGUCGAGUCCUCGCUAGAAAACAGCCUGAUGCUGCAUGAUUGGGAUCGCAUCAUGCAGGCGGCUAUUCUUACCAGAGGCAUGCAGAAGGAUGCUGUACACUGA